CGCAGUCACAUCAUUCCUGGAUCGACAAGACUUUACGGAGUAGUUACAGAUUCCCCCGACUUGGAGGUGCGAUCACCCCGUCCACGUCCACUCCUCCCCCGUUGCUCUCCUCGCCCUUCCUUACAACCACAACUCCAUUCCGUCUUGGCCACCGACUUCCAACCUGCACCUCAUCCACCAUCCACCCAUUCAACGCUCACCCGCUAGUAACAUUCAACUUACAGUUGCUCCCAACACCACUCGAUUCUUCGCAGGGACUUGGGCCAACAGCCCCUCCCCCAGAAUCUGCGUCCCAUAACCUCUCAUCGCACCUGCAUAACGAAAUCAACUGGCUGGGCCAUCUAACGCCUGGCAUCUCUCCACUACCGUGUUUUCCUCGCCCUGCCUACCUAUCUACCCGUCCUCCUACCCGCUUGCCACUGUGAUUUCAAAUACUCUGCGAAGCGUCUUUCGAUACUCAAAACCACUGAUUCCUUACACGCUCUGAAAUCCACGACAGCCACUGGUCCAACUGUCCCCCGUGUCCUGAGAUCAUGUUUGCAGACCGUGGCGACUGAAUCGCCUCGACAAUCCCCGAUUUGCAACCGCCCACGCAGACGAGACCAACCUCCUUCGCCCCACCACCCUUGAACAUCCGGCCGAGUGCCAGUCCCCAGACAAGGGCUCCUGGUGACAACGUCAAGAUAGCCCCUUGCCACCUCAAUCAUUGUGCACGUGUGUCGCCGCUUGUCGAAACGAAAUACCAGGCAACGGCUGCAAGCCUCUCAACACACUGUCUCCUUAUCAGUCACUUGAAUAACGGCCACAAAUAACAGGUGGAGAAAGGAUAUAAGUACACCUAGAAUAAUCAAACACUCGCCCUUUUCCUGACGAGGCGCGACAUGGACUUUUCAUACUUCACGUCGGCUCCUCAGCCGUAUCAGUUUUUUGGCAUGCAACAUGCGCCCAACUCGACCCAGGCGCAACCAGUUGACGACUUCAGACACACUCCCUCCACGGAUCAGUAUGACGCUGCAUUUGCCGCCUUUCAACAGAGCUUCCACUAUGAUCCCUCCACUUUUCUCGCACAACCCCACCAUGUCCCCGGCCAGUCCCCUCCUUCUAUUACUCGACAAGGAUCCAUGAUAUCGGCACCUGAUGUCGACAUGAACGGACUCACUGCCCCCAGCCAAGAUAUGACACCUGAAGAACCCCGUGUCACGAGAAGCAGUAGCGAAGAAAAGGAUAAUCUAACCCCACAACAAAGCCGCAGAAAGGCCCAGAAUCGAGCAGCACAACGGGCUUUUCGAGAGCGCAAGGAGAAACAUGUCAAAGAACUCGAGGCCCAACUCACCAGCCUCCAGAACCAAUCUCUCACCCUUAACGGCGAGAAUGAGCGUCUACGGAGAGAGUUGGCCAAAGUUGCGACUGAAAACGAAAUACUGCGUGCGACAUCUGGCUCCGCUUCCAACGGCCCGACACCCUUCAUGGAGGAGCCUGACGAAUUAGUCGGCCCGCUUGGCUUUGCCCCGACCGAUCGUCACUCCAAGGAUCGUUCACCGUCCAACAGUGCAACAUCUAGUCAGGGACUCGGCUCAAAGUAUGCGCAUUUCGGCACGCUCAGACAACCCCCAAUCGACGACGAAACCGGUGAACCUAUCAUGGGAUCUGGAGCAACUUGGGACUACAUUCAAGCCCAUGAACUGUUUCGUAAAGGUCUCGUUGAUGUUGGCGAUGUUUGCGAACGCCUCAAGAAGAUGGCACGCUGUGAUGGCCAGGGACCCAUCUUUCUUGAGAGAGAUGUGCGUAUUGCCAUAUCAGAAAGUGCCGUUGCUGGUGGGCGAGACGAGCUCAUAUGACACAAUGAAGCCUUGUCGUUCCGGUGACAAAGUGUACAGUGUCGAAGUCGACUCUCGAAAGACUCAACUUGCUACUUCAGCGUCGGUGUUUACAGGAGCAAACUUUUGCAUACAUUGGUUAAGCCAUUUCUGACGAGCAUCUCUCCAGCAAUUGGUGAUGCGGGAUCGAAUCUGCAUCCUGCGCAUUUGAUCUAUCAAUGACAGAAAUCGUUUCCCGCCAACGCCCAAGUCGGACCAUGCGGUGCAGCUUGACAAUGGUCUACUGUUCAACUUGGUGGCCAUGUGAUAGCCUUGUUCACUAUCUAUGCGAGGAUUACCUUGAUUGCGCAGCGGUUAUUUGCGGGUCCAGAACAAGCGUGUCACGACGCCUUACGGUUCGCAUCAGGCCACCGGACCCAUUGUCUCCGCCAGCGGUUCUCGACAAAACAUGUGAUAUGGCCUGUCUCGACCGGCCCCCCACUGUUCACAUGCAUUCAGAUCGUCCCCAAACCGAUCACUGAUCACUACCCCUCCUCUCCUGCACCAGAACGGAGAUCAUGAUCGUUUGUGAGCACUCGCUGGUGCUUACAGCGUGCUUAGUCAGCACCAGCCUGCUCAAGGCGAAGUCUUUGGUGGAAGCCAUCUUAAAGCCAUGAUCCGUUAGCGGUCUAUGGAAGAAUGUGCCGACGAUCACAUCUCAACUUCCAAACUCAUGCAAGGGUGCGAGUGGAUGGGCGGCAUUAAGUCUUGUGCUUCCGAAAGCAAGAUUCUUCGAAAGCUGUCUGGGCUGUGUGGAAUAGGAACAGAUCUUUUCGACCAGCGGGUGCGGCAGUCCUGUUCUCGAAGAGGUCGCUGCGUUGGGCCAAUGCUAGGCCAUCUGGAGAGUCGUUCAUGUAUCACGGCUAAUCCCAAU
Molecule: messenger RNA, 2730 nt
Organism: Exophiala mesophila
Lineage: Eukaryota; Fungi; Ascomycota; Eurotiomycetes; Chaetothyriales; Herpotrichiellaceae
Exons: 3
Coding region: 882-1838 (318 amino acids)
Cellular component (GO): RNA polymerase II transcription regulator complex
Molecular function (GO): DNA-binding transcription activator activity, RNA polymerase II-specific; transcription cis-regulatory region binding
Source: RefSeq, a predicted model, not a curated record